Molecule: messenger RNA, 1440 nt
Organism: Gymnodraco acuticeps
Lineage: Eukaryota; Metazoa; Chordata; Actinopteri; Perciformes; Bathydraconidae
Gene: crym
Product: crystallin, mu
Exons: 8
Coding region: 257-1246 (329 amino acids)
Biological process (GO): thyroid hormone metabolic process
Cellular component (GO): cytoplasm
Molecular function (GO): thyroid hormone binding
Source: RefSeq, a predicted model, not a curated record
UUGGAAACAUUUUGCAACGCAUGGCUUGGUUUUAUGGCUGGACAUAUUAUAACCUCUUGCUUACUCCUGUUUUCCCCAAUUUGACCAACCCUACCUUUGAGGCAAACAUUCAGAAGUCACUGAACUUUAAAAACCUACUAAAUCAGAGCUUUACUGCGGCUCUUGAAUGCAACAAGUAUACCAAGUGAGCUUCUGAAGUUUAGAAUCUAAACUUUGCACCAAACUCACCGCAGUAACUGAUCUGAGAAGCUGAAGCAUGGCCGGACCUCCUGCUGUGAUCUGGGAGCGCGAGGUGGAGGGUCUGCUGCGGUACCGAGAGCUGGUUCCCCGGCUGGAGGAGGCUCUGGGGAAGUUCUCCAGCCGGGACCCCGCAGAGGUGAUCCAGCCUGUGCGCACCACCGUGCCGCUGCAGAAACACCACGGCUUUAUGGGAUUGAUGCCUACAUACAUGGAGAAUAAGGGAGUCCUGUGCGCAAAGUUUGUGUGUUUCUACAAGAGGGAGGACGGUUCAAAUUUGCCGUCCACACAGGCCACGGUGGUGCUGCUGGACCCGGAGUACGGGAACGUAAAGGCUGUGAGGAAAACCUUAUUAAACACAGGCAGGGAUCCCUUAAAGGUUAUGGAUGGAGAGCUGAUCACAAGGAUGAGGACAGCUGCAGUGUCAGCCAUCUCUGCUAAGCUGCUGAUGUGUCCUGAGGCAGAGGUAUUGGCCAUCUUGGGGACUGGCGCUCAGGCCAUGAGUCAUUACAACGUCUUCACAGAAAUGUUCUCAUUUAAAGAGGUGCGUGUUUGGAGCCGCACAGGUCAGGGGUCAGAGAGGUUUUGCCGCUCAGUCAGCGGUCCGGUGACCGCGUGUGUCUCAGCUGAGGAGGCGGUGAGGGGCGCAGACGUCAUAGUGACGGUUACCAGGUGUACAGAGCCGGUGCUGUUUGGGCAGUGGGUCAAACCAGGAGCCCAUGUGGCAGCGGUCGGAGCCUGCAGGCCGACCUGGAGGGAGCUGGACGACGUGUUGAUGAAGGAGGCCGUGGUGUACGCUGACAGCAGGGAGGGGGCGCUGACUGAGUCCGGGGACGUCAUCCUCUCAGGGGCCGAGGUGUUUGCAGAGCUCGGAGAUGUUAUCAAUGGGACCAAACCAGCCCUCAGAGAGAAGACAACCGUGUUCAAAUCCCUCGGAAUGGGAGUGGAAGAUGCCGUGUCCGCUCAGCUGGUGUUCGACCAAUGGGAAGCCAAAUCCUGCAAAUCAUGAAGUGGCCAUCUAUUUCAAUCCUGACCUGUUUUACCGUGUUUUAUUCUUAUAGAACUAAGAAGAGAAGUAAUGGGGCAGAAACCCUCCUUUUUACGCAGCAGUCCAGACAUAGACAUCAAACGGCGACACAUAUUCAGUUGCCAGUUACUUUGGCAUUGGGGCAGAGAUGUUCACAAGUCUUUUUUUGCAAGUCC